GGCAAAAUUUUCCUGCUGAUCAAGAGAAAAAUCAAAAUGGAGCCGAUGAUUGUGCUGUGAAUGUCAUGUGGGGUUCGGAGAAAGUGGGAUGUUAGAGAAGGGGUUAUUAAUACAUAAAGUAGCAGCUUUUUCUUGUUUAGGAUAAAUUUGGUCAGUAUUCUAACUGGUUGAAUCCCACUUAGCGUCAGUUAUUGGUGAAAUAUGGUAAAAAGGUUGCUUGUUUAAAGGAAAUUGCAGAGGUUUUUCAUUGUUUAAUGCCAAGUGACUAAUAAAGCUUGAAAUUUUCUUUUUUUUUUUAAUGAGUAUAAUCUCAGCUGCAUUACUUGUUCAUUUUGGAUGGCCGAUGUGGGCAUUGUUUUAGUUGCAUUACUGUGGGAAGUUGAAUUUGAGGUAAGAAAAAGGCAGAAUUUUGGGAAGGUGAUGGUUUAACUGAAAAGAUUUCGUCGGUUGACUGAUGGGAUUUUGAAGUUUUAGAUUGUGAAAUUGAGAGGGUCUGGAGGCUUAUGAGAGGAGAAUUGAGAAUGUGAUGGAUCAUUUAGAUCUAAAAGGAAGUGAUUCAGAAAUUGAUUUGGAGAGUGGGGGCAAUGCAACUGAUGAUGAUGGGGGUGAACAUCUUGAUUUGAGUAGUAGAAAUUCAAAGAAAGGAUUGCAUAGGGUGUGGAGUGAGCUUGUGGGACAGGAAUCAGCAGAUGCAUCUGCAAAGGGUGAAAAGAGUGCACAUUCACUUGGCAAGUUGUUGAGUUAUGAUGAAAUAUUGGUUAAGAAUGCGGAUAGAUGGCCAGAAAAGUUUGAGGAAGAAUUUACAAAUUUUUCGAAAGAGAAAAGAGCUGUGGAAAAGCCAAAGAUGCCGAACUCCAAAAGGCCUCCAAAACCGCCCCGACCUCCGGGAGGUCCCUCACUGGAUUCUGCUGAUAUGAAGUUGAUCAAGGAAAUUUCUGAGCUUGCAAUCUUGAAACGUAAAAGGACCGAGCGAAGGAAGGCCUUGCAGAAAAUGAGAAAGGAGAAGACAUAUUCAAAAAGCAGUAGUUUGUUCGCCAUGGUGGUCACUGCACUCUUUAUCUUUGUGAUCAUUUUCCAAGGUCUCCUAGGAUCACGCAUCUGACAUGUAUUGCGUCGCCAAUAUUCCAAGUUCAGGAAUAGCUAUGAGGAAGUAGAGAGGAUGGGAUGAGCAAGUGCUGUUUUUGUAUAGUAGUAGAUGAACUCAGUACAUGUUGAAUUUUGAGGUGCAGCACUGGGAUCAGGAAAUAUUACUUUUUGCUGACUAUAGAUAAUUGUGUUAGAAACUGUUGCUGACGGUAUGCUUGAGUUGUACAAUCCGUUUAACGUAGGAAAGGAGUUCCAGGAUGCAGUUGUUGGGUUCUUCCUGGAUUUUGGAGCCUCGUUUUGACACAGGAAAGGGUUUACACGUUCUCAGACUUGUAGGUAGAAGCAGCCGGGAAGAGGAGCAUUCUGGCAAGAACUUCCUAAGAGUUUGCAUUUGUAGUCUUGACAAUCGCUGGAAUGAGAAAAGUGGCAACGAUAAAACCUACCAUUUGUCAACUCUGAUGAAAGUCCUAAUGUUACUCAUUUUCUUUAUCC
Coffea eugenioides is the source of this 1578-nucleotide messenger RNA. RefSeq lists its product as uncharacterized. The record is from RefSeq and is a predicted model, not a curated record. The transcript is spliced from 4 exons. Lineage: Eukaryota; Viridiplantae; Streptophyta; Magnoliopsida; Gentianales; Rubiaceae. The coding region runs from base 527 to 1102 and encodes 191 amino acids.